UGAUUUCGGUUGGCGACUUGCGAUCGUUUAUGUCAUUUUCUGUAGACACAUUCCGACGUUGUUGAUCCAUUUUCGGUGUAUUUGUGGCAAUUUUGUCGUGUUGACUGUAAAAAAGCCGUGAAUGUGUUUAGUUUUUAGGUGUCGUUAAUAAAAAUGACGGAGACAGUGACGGAUCAACAACAAUACGAAGCGGGCGAGGCCGUGCUCGGGCAGUCGUUCGUCUCGUACGCCAAUUAUAACUUUGAGAACUCAGCUUUAGAAUUAGCACGGUGUCAGUGGUCGAAUUAUGCCGAUCAACAUUACCUCAAAGGGUGUAAGUGGUCGCCCGAUGGGACCUGUCUCCUUACUGUGGUCCGAGGGGCUGGGAUGCAUGUCAUGGAGCUGCCAACUGAUCUCUACACGGGGGAGACAAUCAUGAAUAGCCGACCCCUUGUGGCGCUCAGCCCCGCUGUCAGUGUGCCUGAGAGUGGACUCAUCUACGAUUAUUGUUGGUAUCCGGGGAUGAAUAGCGCAAAUCCAGCAACGUGUUGUUGGUUAUCAAGUGGUCAUGAAGGCCCAAUCCAUUUGUGGGACGCUUUCACAGGAAAUUUGCGGUGUUCAUACAGAGGGUACAACAAUGUCGAUGAACUGGAAGCUGCAAUAAGCGUAACUUUUUCAGCUGAUGGUCAGAAUGUAUUUUGUGGUUACAAGAAGAAUGUUAAAAUUUUUAGUACCGGUCGACCGGGACGGGAGUUUGUCGAGUAUCCAACGACGCAUCCUGCUUCCUGUCUGGUGGCUAGUCAAGCGCAGCCCGGCGUUGUAGCAAUAGGUACCUGGAAAAACACCAUCGAAUUGGUAGCUCAAAGCGACGGUACAUUCCGUCACCUGUGCAAGUUGCAAGGCCACAGAGGGGGCAUUACAUCAAUGGCUUUCUCACUGGACGGCUUCCGGCUGUACAGCGGCGCGCGAAAGGAUAAAGAAAUCAUCUGCUGGGAUCUACGAGUGCCAGGUCGGCCAAUGUUCUGUUUGACACGCGAAGCAAAUACCAACCAAAAAAUCAGUAUUGACCUGUCCAUGUGUGGCAACUGGCUCGUCUCAGGGGGCACGGAUGGUAAGGUGCAAGUUUGGAAUGUUCACGAUAGUACCUAUCCAAGCGUACACAUGCAGAUGCCUCUGCAUAGUGACAGUUGCAACGGCGUAAGUUUACAUCCUUAUCGACCGAUUCUUGCAACCGCUACAGGACAGCACCAUCCUCUAGACCCUCUUCAUCAUACAAGAACUGCAAUGGUUUAUGAAAAUGCGCUGUGUAUGUGGUGGGUGGGCCAACAACAACCAGAUCCUGAUUUGCUAGCUUCGAUCAUGAAAGCGGCUGCUAAGUCUAACUCUUAGGUUUUUUGCAUUUACGUUAGUGGGGUGCCACAUCACAUUCUAGAUGAUAAUAUUGUGCAUUAAAUAAAAAGUAUUUUCACACUAA
Messenger RNA from Tribolium castaneum (red flour beetle), 1453 nucleotides. It is a transcript of the gene WDR79, whose product is annotated as WD repeat domain 79. Gene Ontology annotation, biological process: Cajal body organization. The transcript is spliced from 5 exons. Bases 154 to 1368 code for a protein of 404 amino acids. NCBI's taxonomy places the organism in Eukaryota, Metazoa, Arthropoda, Insecta, Coleoptera, Tenebrionidae. Gene Ontology annotation, cellular component: Cajal body. Gene Ontology annotation, molecular function: protein binding; RNA binding. The record is from RefSeq and is a predicted model, not a curated record.